Molecule: messenger RNA, 1437 nt
Organism: Paramacrobiotus metropolitanus
Lineage: Eukaryota; Metazoa; Tardigrada; Eutardigrada; Parachela; Macrobiotidae
Product: 26S proteasome non-ATPase regulatory subunit 14-like
Exons: 9
Coding region: 321-1259 (312 amino acids)
Biological process (GO): proteasome-mediated ubiquitin-dependent protein catabolic process; protein deubiquitination
Cellular component (GO): proteasome regulatory particle, lid subcomplex
Molecular function (GO): proteasome binding; protein binding; metallopeptidase activity
Source: RefSeq, a predicted model, not a curated record
UUUAUUUUCUGGUGGAAUAUUAUUGACGAGAAACUGGAGUUUCGCUCCGCUUCCUUCGUUUGUGUAUGUGUAAUUCUUUUUUCUUUUACGAGCAGUCAUCUCGAUUCGUUAGAAACUAAUAUUUCUGGAUCACUGGAAUUCCUAGUCCCACUGGCGAAUAACUGCUCUGCUAAUUUUGUGAGAUUCGAUUGAGUUAUCGAAGUGCGGAACAAACUAGUACUUGCAGUAAUUAAAGCCCUGCUUCUUUACCCGUCCAUAUACAGAUUUCCUGUUUCUCAUCGAAUUUAAACUGCUGAGCCAUUUUCUCAAUUUCCGUCAGAAUGGAGAGAUUGUUCCGUCUGGGAGCCGGAGGUCUGCCUGGACUUCAGAAUGCAGGACCUCAAGGCGAUACACCGAGCGUGGACACUGCGGAACAAGUUUACAUCUCUUCUCUGGCCCUUUUAAAGAUGUUGAAACACGGCCGGGCUGGUGUUCCUAUGGAAGUCAUGGGUCUGAUGCUGGGCGAAUUCGUGGACGAUUAUACAGUGCGCGUUAUCGACGUUUUUGCCAUGCCUCAGUCCGGAACGGGCGUUAGCGUGGAAGCCGUGGAUCCUGUCUUUCAGGCUAAAAUGUUGGAAAUGUUGAAGCAGACGGGAAGGCCGGAAAUGGUAGUCGGGUGGUACCACUCUCAUCCUGGUUUCGGCUGCUGGUUGUCAGGAGUGGAUAUCAAUACGCAACAGAGCUUUGAAGCUUUAUCCGAUCGAGCAGUUGCUGUCGUGGUCGAUCCCAUUCAGAGUGUAAAGGGAAAGGUGGUCAUUGAUGCUUUCCGUCUGAUUAAUCCUAACACUGUCGUUUUGGGACAAGAGCCUCGUCAGACGACGUCUAAUAUUGGACAUCUCCAGAAACCUUCCAUUCAGGCACUUAUUCAUGGUCUCAAUAGGCAUUAUUACAGCAUCGCCAUCAAUUAUCGAAAAAAUGAACUUGAACAAAAGAUGUUGCUGAACCUCCACAAGAAGUCAUGGGUGGAAGGCUUAUCGUUGCAAAAAUAUGAGGAACAUUGUGCUAAUAACGAAAAGACUGCUGAAGCCAUGGUUAAGCUGGCGAAGGACUACAUUAAAGCUCUGGACGACGAGGAGAAAAUGACCCCGGAGCAACUUGCUAUAAAGAAUGUGGGCAAGAUUGAUCCAAAGAGGCAUCUCGAAGAAAAAGUCGACCAUUUGUUGGUGCAAAAUACUAUUCAGUGUUUGGGAGCUAUGGUUGAAACUGCGAUUUUCAAAUAAGUCGGCAUAAUGUUAAAAUAUCUGAUUUUCUACUUGAAAUUGAAGAUUUGUACACUCCUGCUGCAUUAUCGUGCAUUUUCUCACUUCUUGGAACCUUAAAAAUCGUUGAACAGUUUUGAUGACCUGCAGGACUUGUUUCUUGGCAACCUAUUGGAUUUUAACAAAACUUUCAGUUUUU